AUGCAGCAUUUAGGCUCAAGGGUGAGAAAGGAGGAUGGAGGACACGUGACAAUGUGUUUGACGCUGUCAAACAAGGUGUUGCAGCCGCAGAGUGCUUUCAAAGUUAUAAAGUGGGUGUGGAGGGAGAAGAUGGACCAAAUGAUUUUUGGUUUUGGAAUCAUUACCCUGGAAAGGAAACUGCUGUGGUUUUUGCAAGUAAAGUUAGCACUGCUGCUUGGAGGUCCAAGGGAAGAUAUUAUUGCCAUUCUUCGACACUCAAAAUCUGUACAUCAAGAUAGUUUGAGAAAGGUAGUGAUCCUGCAGAGCAAAGAUGAUACAAAGGCAGCAUUAACUAAGAGACAUGACAGUUCUAGCGAUGUUUCUAGUGAUGAUGAUGAUGAUGAUGUUGAAAUGGUUGAAGUUACCAAACCUCCCAAUAAAAAGGUUCCAUUAUCCUCAGCAAAAGUUGUGAAUGUGAAAAGAGAAGUCACCACCUCGCCCAGAGACCAAGCAAGUAAGAAGUAAGGUGAUCGGG
Molecule: messenger RNA, 514 nt
Organism: Homalodisca vitripennis (glassy-winged sharpshooter)
Lineage: Eukaryota; Metazoa; Arthropoda; Insecta; Hemiptera; Cicadellidae
Exons: 5
Coding region: 1-504 (167 amino acids)
Source: RefSeq, a predicted model, not a curated record